This is a messenger RNA of Tachyglossus aculeatus (Australian echidna), 10030 nucleotides long. It is a transcript of the gene PCNT, whose product is annotated as pericentrin. Gene Ontology annotation, biological process: signal transduction. The coding region runs from base 229 to 9639 and encodes 3136 amino acids. The transcript is spliced from 44 exons. NCBI's taxonomy places the organism in Eukaryota, Metazoa, Chordata, Mammalia, Monotremata, Tachyglossidae. The record is from RefSeq and is a predicted model, not a curated record. Gene Ontology annotation, molecular function: molecular adaptor activity.
CCCUUCCGCUCGCCCCUCGCUCCCUUUCCCUCAGACCUCGGCUUCAUCCGCCCCGUCGGCCCUCGUUUUCCCGCCGCCCAGGCCGGUCGCAUCCCAACGGAUUCCUCCAGACCGGCGACACCGAGGAAUUGCGGGUGCUGGACUUGAGCGAGCAUGGGAUGGCGAAGGGAUGGGUAAGCCGGGGUGAAGGGAAGCCGAACGAGGGAAUUUAGCCAAGGACGGAGAAGGAUGGACGAGCGGCGGCCCCAAGGAAUGGAGACUUCGCAGCCGGAGGAGAUGCCGCCGGUUCCGCCCGAAACAGAGGACAGGCAUAACCUUGAACUGGAAGCUUUACGACUGAGUUUGAGUAACAUGCACACAGCUCACCUAGAACUGACUCAACUCAAUCUGCAAAAGGAGAAAGAAACCGCCCUGGUGGAACUUCGAGAUGCACUCAAUGAUAAACAUGCUCAGGAUAUGGCGCUUCUGCAGAAAAGGCAGCACAUUGAAUUGGAGAAUAUAAAAGAACAACACCUGAAAGAAAGAGAAGAUACUUUAUUGAAGCAUAAGCAAGAAAUUGCUGACCUGAGAACAAGAUUAGAAGUGGAAAAGGAGAAUCAUGUCCAGAUGGUAGAGGCCCUCAGAAGAGAUUGGCAAUUGGAGACGGACUUGCGCUUAAAAAACUUGCAAGAAGAACUGACUGAAGGGCAUCAGGCUGAAAUGGAAAAUGUGCAAAAGGUUCUGAAAGCCGAAUUUGCAGAGCAGCGGGCUGAAUUGGAGAAGUUUUCCCAUUGCAAAGAUCAGGCUGAACAGUUGAGAGAGCAGCUCUUACUGCGUACAUCACAUGUUGAAGAAAUAAAACAUUUGAAGCAAGACUUCGAACUGCAGCUGCAACAAGUAAAUAAAGAGCAUGAAACUGAAUUAGAACAGUUAAGACUUUAUUUUGAAAAGAAGUUGAGAGAUGCUGAAGGAAGUUACAGUGAAGACUUAAAUUUGUUGCUUCAGAGGUUGCAGGAGAUGAAGGAAGACUCUUUAAUGGAGUGUGCAGAAGUCAGUUCAUCUGUUGAAUUUUUGGAAGAGACAGCUGAAAAAGAAAGAAAAGAUCUCCAUGAGCAGCUCAUGCUACAAUUAGAGCAAAAUAAGGAGGGGUUUAUUAGUUUGCAGCUGCGCUUAGAAGAAAAACACAAGCAGGAACUGGAAUCUCUACAGUCGUCUCUUGCCUUGCAAAAAGAAGACCUUCUGGAAAUGAAGCAGGCUCUCUCGGACAGGUACACCCUGGAGAUUGAAGCACUGAAAAAGAAGCACUGCUUAGAACUUGAAAGGCUUCGAGCCAAGCUCUCAGAGGAACACAUCAAAGAAAUUACCAAGAUACAUCUACAGUGUGUUCAAGACUCUGCUGGUCACGUUAAAGAAGAGGGAGCAGAAAAUGUACUGGAAAAUGACCACAAAGCUAAACUCUUGCUUCUUCAGUCUGAGAUGCAGCAUACUUCUGAACUGAAUGAAGAAAUAGAACACUUUAAGAGAGAAUUACAGGACAUCAUUGUUCAGCAUGAAAGGCAUCUAAAAGAGGAGUUAAAAAAAGUAAAGGGUGAUCUUGUUGAAGACAACCAGAAUAAGAGAAAGGAAGGCCAAGAAGAUAUUCAGCAAGAGGAACAAAAGUGCAGGGGAAAAGAGGAUGAAUGGGAACUUACGAAAGAGGAUCUGAGAAGUCAGACGGAAGAAAAAUUGUCCCUGUUGCUCUUUAAACUGAAGAGAAAGGCUGAAUUUGAGAAGCAGGCUAUAAGGAAACAGUUUGAGCUCCGAGAAGCAGAAAUGAAGCAGUUGCAAGACCAGCAGGCCACCCAGAUCCUCGAACUGGAGAAGUCCUUGAAAGAGCAGCAGAAUAGUUUGCGGCAGCUAGAAGAUAACCUGGCUAAGGAAGAGGCUGUACAAAAAUUUCAAGUUCAGUAUGACCGAGAACUGGAGGCUGCUAAAGCACUGAUGGCGAAAGAGUUGGAGGAUGCCAGGCUGAAGCUACAAGAAGAUAGUGCCUUAAAAUUUCUGGCUACCCAGAAAAGGUUUUUGGAAGACCACAAGGAAGUACCCAACCAAUUCUCAGCAGAACAAGAGGCUUUCAUCCAGGAGCUCAAGGGGAAACAUGCCAGCGAACUCCAACUACAAAGUCACCAGCUCCAGGAGAAGCAAAGGCAAGAUACCUUGUCCCUGAUGGCUGAGCUGCAGGCAAAGCACCAGUCUGAGAUGGAUGUACUUCAAGGUACGCUGCAGAGAGAGCACCAGGUACAUAUAGAAGCGCAGUUAACUGAGUUGCGGGUCAAGCACGCUGCCGAAAUCAAGGAGCUGGAAAACAGACACUUGUCCAAUCUAGAUUCUUUGGAGUCAUCGUACCUAUCUGAAAUUCAGACCAUACAGAAUGAACACAGACAAGCUCUAGAAAGGCUACAGGUGGGUCUGGAGGAGCAAUUGCAAGAGAAGGACUCUGUAGAGAAGCUCUUCGCCGAAGAGAUAGAGCAGCUAAAACUUAAGCAAAUUGAAGAGCUUCAACUCGCGCGGGACAAUCUAAAAGCCGAAUUGGCCAGGAGUCACAGUGAAAAACUUAAAGCCAUGGCUGCGGAGCUAGAAGAUGUUCAUAAGGAGAAUUUAAAUGUUGCUCUUCAAAAUCAAAGAUGUUUGCUAGAGGAAGAAAACCAUAAGGCUUUGGACAAGUUACGUGAAGAAGUGCUGAACAUGGAGGAACAGCAUCAAAAAGCCCUGCAGGAGCUUCAGAAUAUCCAUGUCACAGAAAUUCAGAAGCAAAAAGAAGAAUAUUUAGAACAGCUGCAGGACCUCAGCAAGCUGAGAGAACAGCAGGAACAUGAUCAGAAGUUGCAUGCCCACGUAUCAUCCUUAAAUGCUAAAAUAGAGGAGACGACUUCUGAAUUGGAAAGACUCCAGCAACGACGAAAAAGGGAAAACCAGGAAGGAGCUAACUUGAUAUCUAUGUUGAGAUCGGAUAUUGAACUGUCUCAGAAUGAACGGAAAACACUACAGGAAACCAAUCAGCGACUUUUGAAUUUGUUCGGGGAAACAAUCCAAGCUAUCAUUGCCAUGAAGAGCCAUAUCCAUAGGAAAAUUGGUCACUGCCUUGAUGGUAUCGAUUCAUUUGGGGAGGAAAACGGUCCUGUGCUGGGAGAAGGAGAUUCAUCCCAGGAUACAUGUCAGUUACUUGAUGAAACGUUACCUGGAAGUGACGUAGCGCCCGAAUGUAAAGUGACAACUCCUGGAGGUCAUGAAACUCUCCUUGAAUGUGGCAAGACAUUACUUGAGCAUGACCAGAUAUCUUCUGUAGCUGAAAUAAGUAGUCAUUUAUGUGAAAGUUUUUUUAUGAACCCAGAAAGUACGCUGGAGUGUGAACAACCGGUUAAAAGAAUUUACCAGAGUCUUGGCGCUGCCGUGGAUAAUCUUCUAGAGAUGAUUUUGGAUUCCACUAAACAACUGGAAGAAACGCGUGAAAUUCACUCUCAGUUUGAGAAAGAGUUCAACCGUAAAAAUGAAGAGAUUGCUCAGGUGGUAAAACAGCAUAAGGAAUUAGUGGAGUGCCUAAAUGAAGAAAGUACAGCCAAAACCCAGCUAACACUGGAGCUUCAUAAAGCUGAAGGUAUCAUUGAGGGCUACAGAGCAGAGAAAGCUGCCCUAGAGGAGAUGCUGAGCCAGAAAGAAAAGUCGGAGCACCAUCUUGUUGUCGAAUUGGAGAGCUUGAAAGAACAGUUCCAGUUGUUGACAUAUGAACAAACAAAACUUGGGGAGGAACGGAAUCUUUUACUGAGUCAGAAAGAAGCUCUGGCUGCUGAGGCAGAAGAAAGAGAAGUUGGUGUUCCUGUUGGUUCUGUAGUACAGAAGGAUUCAGGUUUACUUAAAAAAGUGGAAUGUUUAGCCAAAGAGCAAACGGAAACUAAAAAGCAGUCGGAAAAAGAUCGUUCAACUUUGCUUUCCCAAAUGAAAGUCUUGGAGGUAGAAUUAGAAGACCAGCUCUCCCAGAAUCAAGAACUUGCCAAGAAGACAGCAGAGAUUAUGGAUCUCAAGCAGCAGAUUGUUUCUUUAGACAAACAUUUACGAAAUCAAAGACAAUUCAUGGAUGAACAAGCCAUUGAAAGGGAACACGAACGUGAUGAGUUUCAGCAGGAAAUAAAAAAGUUGGAAGAGCAACUCAAAUACACUACAAAAUUCCAGUCGGUGGGAGAAUUUAGACCUAAUGAGAACUUUGAGUUGAAUACUGAGAUGGAGUCGUUACAAAGAAAAUUAAGAGAUAAAUCAGAUGAAUUAAAUGAAUUGAUUAUAAAAAAAGAAUUGGCAGACAGACAGUUGAUAAUCCAGAAGGAUGAAAUUAAAAUCCUAGAGGAGACUAAUGCAGAAACUUUAAGAAAAGUUAGCUGGCUUCAAGAGGAGUUGGACAGACUGAAGAAAAUUGAAAAAGAACUGAAGCAAGAUAGAGAGGCAUUGCAAGAACAGCAGCUCAGUACCUUGAUUCAGAUUUCAACAUUGCAGUCUAAACUGGAUGAAGUGAAGCAUCUAGGACCUGUUCAGAGCAGUCCUGAGCAGGAUCUCAAGGAACAGUUAAAGGCAGAACAAGAUGCUCUACAUAUGAAAGAGAGAGAAGUUCUGAGCUUGGAAGAGCAAUUAGAACAGUUAAAGAAUAAUUUGAUACAUAAAAAUGAGGAUAUGGUGCAGCUAAACUUGCAGUUAGACCUGCAGAAUAGCCUCAUGAUUGCCAGUGUCAAAGAGCUUCGAGAAGAGAACACUCACUUAAAGGCAUUUCUACAGGACCGAGAGCAGGAAAUUAUUUACUUGAAUGAACAGAUCAAGAGGCUGCAGCAGGAGGUAGAGAACGCAAAGGAUAAUGAGGUUGUGGAAAAGAAAAAUUCCGAAAUAGAAGAACUAAAGUCCCGUAUUGAAAACCUGCAAGAGAAUCAAGAAAGAUUACGAAGGGAUAAAGUGGAAGAAGUUGAACAGCUUCAUGAAGUAAUUGAGAAGCUUCAGAAGGAGCUGUCUGUAUUUGUCCCUGAAGUUCAUGAAAUCAGUGAUAGCCGGGAUAGUUUUAAUCACCCCAAGGUUGAAAAUCUCCAGAGUGAAUUGGAGAAGGGGUUAUUAGGUUUUCAGGAAAAAUUAAGUGAUGAAAAAAUCACACGGCCAGAUUCCCGUUUGCGUGAGCUGCAGGAGGAACUGGAAACUGUAACGGUUGCUAAAGAAGCCCUUGGCCAACUACUUAAAGAAAAGCAAGAUCAGUAUAAAUUACAGGUGGAAUCUUUGAAGCAGAGCCUUCAAAACGCUGAAGAUAAUUCAAUGCAACAGUUGAGCCUUUUGAGGACACGUUUAUCUCUAAGGGACUCCGAGGUAGAGUUGAUGACCUCUCGCAUUCAAGAACUGGAAGAUAUUCUGCGAGCUAAGGAAACUCUUAUUUCCGAGAGAGAAUUGGAAAUCGACACUACGAACAAAGAAAAAACAACACACUUCGCUCAACUGGAGGAAGUAGUAGCCGCUUUUUCCCGACUUCACUGUGAACUGGAAAAGAGGAAUUCUCUCUUUCGGGAUGAACCUCCGGAACUUCAGCUGCUUAGGUCUGAGUGCGUUAACCUUCAUUUGAAGCUGCAGAUGCUUAAUCAGAAAUUAGUAACUUACCAAAUGGAAUUAGAUAAACAUCAAGUGUGUGGUUCCCAGUGUAAAGCCCAAAUUCAGGCAGACGUGAAGCAACUUGAUGCUCUUUCUACUCUAAAAAUGCAGUUGCGUUUGCAGUUUAGAAAGGAAGAUGAUCAUCCAGAAGGAGAUAAUCAGGGCCUGAGGGAACAAUUAGAAGCUCGGUAUAUUACCCAGGAAAUGUCACAAGAAGAGUCAGAUCAAGAAGCAGAGAAGUGGCCGCUAGCAGCUGCCUCCUAUUUGCCACUCGGCGAUGAUUUGGUUAAAAAUAGACUGACUGAAGAUUUUCAGUUCCAGAGAGCAAAUAUACUAAAGCAGGUGAAACAACUUCAGGAGAAGCUAAAGCACCUAGUGUCAUCCUCAGCCUUCAAGACCAACGAGACGGAAGAUGUUAACCAUCAUCAGCAAGUGUCAGAAUCCUGUGAGGAAGCUCAUGUGUCAAAGAAUCGUUUGAAUAACGUUCCACAGAGCUCUGAAACCACCGAAAAGUCACCACUUCUAAAAGAUCCAAUUUUAGAUCUAGACAGAACUUCAAGCAGUCCUUUUGAAGUUGCAAAGAGCCAAGAUUCUGCCACGCAGAAGAAAAUAUCAAGUCUUCCCAUUCAGAAGAGACGGGGAUCUCGGCACGCAGCGCUUGUUUCAAAAACCAAUUUGAACAGCGUGUCACCUACCCAGGAACACACUGAGACUUCACAGCACUUCACCGAUGCAGUUAUGGAUGUGGAUUUAGCCUUAUGGAGCUCACCUGAAGCCAUCAGAAACGAUUCUGUGCUAGGGUACCAAUCAGAUGUCCGCUUGACACCCUUUUCGGAUGCCAUCAGUUCCCACAGCGCAGAUUUAGCAAUGAGGAACUCUAGAUCUUCAGUUUUUCAAAAUAUCCCUGGCUUACUGGACUAUCCCCACGAUGCAAUACAGGAAAAGACCCUGCAAAGAUUAAAAUCUACACCUAAGUUGGGAAAUUCUUCUUCAGCUGACUCCUGCGAUGCGGAAGCGGUCAUUUCGGAGAAAGAUGAAGACUCUAUCCUAACCCCAUCGGAGUUUCAAGAUGAUUUAAGAUCAACCAGACCUAUUCCAGAAAGGGAAAGUGAUGGUUAUGACAGCAGUAACAGUUUGGAUUCGGCAGCGAAACCGACCAGAGUUUCAGAAAGAACUGAACAUCUUGAUGCCAAUCUUGAAGCUUAUCUUCGGAACUGUGAAAUGGUUCAGGGAUUUAUACACUCAAUGAAAGACAAGGAGAUACAGUCACAAAGAAUGAAGACUUUGCUGAAAAUGGUACAUGAUGAGAGUCACCAAAUACUGGCCUUGUCAGAAAAUGAAAUCCCUCCUCAAGCGCAAAGAUACAACCAGUGGAACGCCCUGUUUGAAAGGUUUCAGAGGGAGAGACAGGGUUUGUUAGAAGCAGUAAAGUCACUGAGGAAACAUCUUACUCAAGUGCCUCAGGAAGGAGCAAAGGAUUCUCUGGAUAUAUGCCUUGAUUGGAGAGGUGAAUUUCUGCAGGCCGUUCAGGAAGUGUUUGAGAAAGAACGAGAUGUGUUGAAAAACGAGUUGCAGUCAAAUACUUGGAACCCUGAAUCAGGGGACAAGAAGUCAUUAUUUAAAAAGCUGGAGAAUAUUGUUAAAGAACAGGGAGAAGAACAGAAAAAGGUUUUGGAGCAUCUUCACAUGUCCGACAGGAGCAGCUUAUUGUCAGAAAUCCAGGCCCUGAAAGCUCAGCUCCGAAUGACUCACCUGCAGAAUCAAGAAAAGCUGCAGCAAUUGCACGAAGCUCUAACCAACGUCGAGGAUCAUGGAAACAAGCAAGAAUACCAACUCAGGAGACAGGUUGAAUUAUUAGAUUACAAACUUCAGCAGGAAACGUGCAUAGCAAGUGACUUGCAGAAGUCCCUCGAAGGAGAACGAGAGAGAGUAGCCGAAAUCCAAGAGCUUCUGGUGACGGAACAAAGCGCCGUAAAAGAUUUGAAAUCCGAACUGGGCGAAUGUCAACGGGAAAACGAAAGUCUGUUAAAGACCCUUAGGGAACUUCAGAAGGAAGUCAUUCGGCUGAGAUCCUUGUUGGAAAGCAAAGAAAAAGAUUUGAUUGCGGCGAUUCAAGAGUUACAGAAUGAACAACUGAAAGGGCAGGAUCUUCAAACUACGUUAGAGCGAGAGCAACAUCAGUAUAUGCAAAGAGAAGAACUAAAGGCAAAGACAUUAGAGGAGUUAAAGACUUCUUUGGAUACCCAGCACACUCAGAAUAAUCAGUUGUCCAUUGCUUUAAAGCAUGAGCAAAUGGCGAAAGAGAACCUUAAAAAAGAACUGCAGAUCGAAUAUUCUCGUUGCGAAGCUUUGCUGUUCCAAGAACGAAACAAACUUUUAGAACUGCAGAAAAGCUUAGAAACAGAAAAGAGUCAUUCAGCAGAGCUCUCCGAGGCUUUGAACCACGAACGGAUUUUGACCGAACAGCUGAGCAAGAGAGCAAGUGAAACGUGUGCUCUUAAAGAAGCACAGUCCCAGCAGAUUUUGGUGCGAAAACUGAAGGAAGAGAAAGCCCGGACGAUGGAAUUACAAGCAGCGCUCGAAAAAGCGCAGCAGCAAGCCGUCCGUGCCAAGAAAAAGCUGGAGGCCGAGAUACAGGUGCACCGCGAAGAAAUGAAAAAAGAAAAAGAGCGUGAGCUGGAAUUGCAGCAUCAGAGGGAUGAACACAAAAUAAAGCAACUCCAGCAGAUGCUAGUCAAGUUGGAAGAAAAAGAAAGACACUUUGCCUCAACUAAAAAUUGUCCAGAAGCAGCUGUAAAACCUGAUUGCAGUGAUGACAGCAGUCCUGGAUUGGCCUUUUUUCCUGAUUCUGAGAGACUUGAAAAUCAGCAACUAGAGAAGAUACGACAGCAGUUGCUUUACGUUGCGAUCCUCCUAACCAACUUUAUUAACCAAACCAUAGACAGAACAAUUAACGAUUGGUCCACCUCAAAUGAUAAAGCUGUCUUCUCUUUGUUGCAUACCUUAGAGGAACUGAAAUCAGAAUUGCGUAUCUCUUCCACACCUCAAAAAACAGGCCAGGUUCAGGUCAGUCUGGUAGACAGCUUACUGAAAGAAAAUGGAUCACUCACGAAGACUCUUACAACACUGACCCAGGAGAAAGUACAACUGAUCCAAACUGUUCAUAAGCUUGAGAAAACACUGAAGCAUCAUUUGCAGAAGGGCUGUGGACAGAUGAGCAAAUACAUAGAUCGUAUAGAUGGCGGUCCGUCACAGAAGUCUGACAAGAACGCCUGGAAACGACAAAAGAUGGCCAUACAGAGUUCACUGAAGCAUGCUGAGCCUGGACCGAUGAAGUCUGUUUUGAGGAAUGAACCAGGCCCUACUGUGCGCACUUCUAAUAUUAAAGUGGAAAAGUUAUAUCUACAUUUCCUGCGAGCAGAAAGCUUUAGGAAAGCGCUGAUAUAUCAGAAGAGAUACCUCUUGCUGCUGAUCGGCGGAUUCCAGGAAUCUGAACAAGAAACGCUUUCAAUGAUUUCACGUCUGGGCGUGUUUCCCUCUAAAGCAGACCAAAAGGCUGUACCUCCUCGUCCUUUUACAAAGUUCAGAACUGCAGUGAGAGUAGUUAUUGCAAUACUGAGAUUAAGAUUUUUGGUGAAAAAGUGGCAAGCAGUUGAUCGAAAAGGAGUCCUGACUGGAGGUACCGAACUUGACACAGUACCUGGAGAAAUAGUAGAAAUUACAAAACAACCUUUACCUGACGCAAGAGAUUCACCUCCCACCCGGGAUAUUUCCUUAGGCCACACAGCAAAUUGCAAUCAAGUCACGAAACCACAUCCUGCACCCGUAAACCGAUUUUGGGAAAGAUCUAUUUCGCCUCCAAGUCCAGUUUCAGAAAAGUCAGUAGCUUGUUCUCAAGAUCCUGAACGUUCAUUAACUGAAUACAUUCAUCAUUUAGAGAUUAUCCAGCAGAGAUUAGGUGGUGCACAGUCUGAGUUCACUUCUAAAAAUCCCGCCGCCAAAAGACCAAAAAAAUAAGCCAGGCCGGCCGAGUUCCCAAGUGUGGCAGUUCGAUCAUCUUGAUGCAACCCAAGGUUGAAGGACAACAGAUUUUUCCGGCAAUUACUGAGGCUUUCUAUAUAAUGACAUCAGCUUGUGACCACUGUGAAUUAAAAGUGCUGGGUUCUCUGCGCAGUGUUGCUGAAGUAUAAUUUAAUGGCUCUGUUUGGUGGAUGUUCAUUUCCGCUCUUAGGGCAGUGUAUAUUCUUGUGUGGUGACAGUAAAAGUUAACAGCUAAAUCAUGCCUUGCCUACACUAGUGUAAACUACAAAAUGACUAUGUUUAUUUUUCUAAAGUGCAUAGCUGUAUGCCUUGUAAAAACAUUAAAUCUGAAGUGCCAUUGAUUUGUGAAUGGCCCCUUGGCGAUGUA